Messenger RNA from Enterobius vermicularis (human pinworm), 1512 nucleotides. NCBI's taxonomy places the organism in Eukaryota, Metazoa, Nematoda, Chromadorea, Rhabditida, Oxyuridae. The record is from the annotation of a GenBank genome assembly.
AUGGUUAAUGAUAGCGAAGCUUCCGAUUCACUAGCACCUGUUUAUGUGGUGUCACGUAUUGAAGAAAAGGAAGAAAAUCCUUCAGAAAACGGUGAUGCUCCGGAGAAAUAUGGCGAGUUGAUUCUUCUUGGAUACAAUGGCUCACAAGAAAGCACAAGAAGUAAUUCGAAUGGAAAAAAGCACAAAUCUCGAUUGCUGGUGUGUAAGCGGAAGGAAGGAAAUGGUAUAAAAAAAGGUCACAGCAGGUCUAUUGUAGGUUCUGCUAGGGAUAAUGCGGUUGUCAAUGAUUCUACUCGUCACAUCGUUUCUUACUCUUAUACCAAGACCCACACAGUGCUCGUCGAAUUUCUUCCAGAUCGUACGAAAGAUAUGUUCCAAAUCGGUAGGUCUUCAGAACCACAAAUUGAUUUCGUUGUAGUGGAUACUUGGUUGGCUUUAAGUCCAGAUGCGCCUCUCUCGCCAGCGAGCAAUAAGGAUUGUUCGCCCAAUAUUUCCCAGUUGUACGAUGAAGGUGGAAAAGGAGACAAACAGUGUCCAAUUAUGCCUGGUAACAGGAAGUGCCUCGCCGAUGCUGCCAGAAGAGAAGAAAAAGAAAUUGAGAAACUCCGUCCUGCAUCUUCUACUAUAAGUCGCUAUGCUUGUAGGAUCCAGAUAGACCGAGUAGAGCCACACAAUGCCUAUUUGUUUGCUGCUGGUUUUGACGCUUCCAGAAAUAUCUUUCUUGGUGAAAAAGCAACGAAAUGGACCAAACCAGAUGGUAACGUUGAUGGCUUAACUACUAAUGGGAUUCUUAUACUGCAGCCUCAUUCGUUUGAGACUAAAGAUGAAGAAGUUCCUGACGAGGACUGCAGAAAGAUGUAUUUGUGGAGAGAAGUUUCUGUUGAUGGCGACAUUUACAAUUUGCGAAAAGCUCGUUCAUCAACUACGCGGGGUGACUUGGUUCGAGAUGAGACGAAUCAACUGCAGGAUGGGACUUUGAUAGAUUUGUGUGGAGCAACACUUUUAUGGCGUACUCAAAAAGGGCUCCUCAACAGUCCUAGCAGAGAUGAUUUGGAGCAAGCAUUAGAAGCAUUAAAUGCAGGCAGGCCACAGUGUCCAGUUAGUUUGAAUACUUUAAAAGUUCCGAAAAAGAAGUCGGCUAAUUCUGGUUCUUCUAAACAACCAUACGUGUAUCUUAACUGUGGGCAUGUACAGGGGAAGCAUGACUGGGGACUCCAUAAUGUUAGUAAUACUACAGCCUACACAUGUCCUGUGUGUCGAUCAGACUCUACUAAAGUCACUCAACUUGUGAUGGGGAUGGAAUCCGCUUUUCAUUUGGAUUCUGCAACUUUAGACCACGCUUUCAAUCCUUGCGGUCAUGUUGCAUCUCUUGCCACUGUGAGGUACUGGUCACGAAUUCCUUUACCGCAUGGGACGAACAGUUUUCAUCCAGUUUGCCCGUUCUGCACUUCUUUGCUAGAUGAAGAAAAACCUUAUGUGCGUUUAAUCUUUCAAGAUCACUGUUUCGAAUAA